Messenger RNA from Lineus longissimus, 2748 nucleotides. RefSeq lists its product as uncharacterized. Bases 637 to 1665 code for a protein of 342 amino acids. The record is from RefSeq and is a predicted model, not a curated record. NCBI's taxonomy places the organism in Eukaryota, Metazoa, Nemertea, Pilidiophora, Heteronemertea, Lineidae. The transcript is spliced from 6 exons.
ACGAACCAGGAACUGCUGCCCAUUCAACAGUGACACACACGUGAUAUAAAUGUCCAUAAUUCGAUAACUCAUAUAAUAUCAUUCAUACAGGCCUACCUGCCCCGACAAAAAAGGCUUACGUGUUUCAAAACUCAUUAUUUGAUAGUCUGCCUGCACGGGCUUUACCAGGAGUACUUUGAAUUUUGUGAUAUCGCACGGACGGGCGACCGCAGAAGGGUGCGAUUAUCGGCACUGUCUACGCCGGGUGCUCCGCAUGGUGAUAAGGUUGACCCGCGUACUUCGUCCGAGGGAAAUAUCAUCGGAACUACUCUCCUAGCAUCUCUAUCGAAAUGAUUGUUUAUCUAGACCAAUUAGCGGAGACUAUCCUUAGUGAUUUAUCGACCGGUGCGUAAAUCACAUCAAAAACGGAUACUUUUCGAAUCGGGGUUAUUAGUGAGAAUUCCGCAGGAACGGCCAUAAUAUUGGGUGCAUUGGCAUAAAUCGUUGGUACAUUUCGUGAUCGGAUUACUAAAGAUUUUAGCAGCACGUGGACACGUUGACUAGAAAUACAUAUUAAGGGCUGCAAAUUGAGACAACCGCUGCCAUUCGCCGGAAAGAUCAAAUGACGUCAUAUCGCUGACAUCACAGCCAAUAAUCAUGACGGUUGUUAGAAACCCGCCGGGCUUUGGCCUGAAAUUCCCAUCUCUAGUCAUUCUUGCUACCAGUCUGUUCUCCAUUCAGAAUAUCAAUUUGGUGAACUCCUACCAAUGCUACCAAUGUGUUUAUACCAACAUCAGCAAGUACUUAGAUAACAAGCUACCCAUCAAUAACGCCCCAGCCGGAAAGCAAAUGAUCCCUUUUGCAGCUUGCUCCGACACCAACACGACAAUCAAGAGCUCAACUAGCGACUAUAUUGAGAUCAAUAAAGACUGUCCAUAUGGAUGCGCGAUCAUCGUGGUCGAGUUCGGGGGAAAGAAGAUCGUGAACCGAGGAUGCGUGACCCAGCCCUUCCUCUGUGGGAACUACACAGUUGGCGAGACGUCGCAGAGCUGCUGUAAGGGCAAUCUGUGUAACGGAGGGCCGCACAAGAAACCAAAAGGCGGACCAUACUCAUGUUACCAAUGUGUUGGUUCAACGUCAAACAAGUCUAAGAUGUCCAUGAACGUGUACGCCAAUAGAACCAUGACGGUGACGAAGGAUUGUCUUGAUAACUCGUUCAAGCCGACCAGCCCCCACGUUGAGGUGAACCACGGUUGUAAAGGCGGAUGCCUGAGCGCCACGAUGGUACCGAUGGGAGAUAGGAAGAACCGUAUCGUCAUGCGGGGCUGUGCUCAGCCCAGCGGACUCCCUUGCAUUUCAAUGGCCCUGAAUCGUGAUGUGCUUAAGAUGAUUGCUGGAAUGGACAAAUACGACAGCAUGGCUCAAAAAUGUUGCAACUCGCCGUUCUGCAAUGCUGGAAGCGCUGUGAAUUUCGUCACGUACAAUGCGUCGAAUUUCGAAACAGAGUAUAAUAUUCAUAAUGAUGAGAACGGGAUGUCCACAGACAAUACCAUCAACACUUCGCCGGAGAAGGGACAAUCUCGAAGUGCGAUUGGACGAGCAUCGUCAUUAUUCAGAGAGUCCUCAACAACAGGGAUGUGCAGUUUCUCAAUACUAACGUUUAUUUUAUCACUUGCUAUAUCAUAAUUGGACAAAAAUAUAUCAAGCAUAUUAACAAUAAAAAGAGAUCGAUUCUAACCUACGCCACCAUUAAUUAAAAAGCAUGUGUACAUUUUGUAAAUAGUAUGGGUGUUGAGAAUAGUCGUCCCGAAGGAAUUUUUGGUGUUAUUCAUUGCACACCUAUCGGAUGCAUUUGUGCACGAUUCUACGAUCAUGUUUUCAUUUGCGGUAAAAACACAUUAGAGGGUUAAAGGGUCAAACAUUAAACAGACGGGGUUUUGGAGAAAGGCACUGGCCAUUUGUAGGCCACUGAAUAGCCAAAUCAUAUUGCGGUAACUUUGGGCUCCGUGUGAGUUCUAGUGAGUUUUUGACGCUGAGCGAGAACACCUUCAAAAAUCGUGUCGUGGGAUUAGGUAACGAGAAUACAUGUACAUGUAGUAAAUUUAAAUUAAUGUGCUAUCGAAUGUUUUUAAAAAGUUUUGUGCAAUUAAUAAAUGAAAAUAAUACUUCGUCGAUAUGUGCUAAUCUGAUUCUGAAAUAAUUUCACUGUACAUUCCCUGUAGAAGUUAGUACGGUUAAAACAUUCCAAGGUAUUGCAUGUAUACCCAAUGACAAAAUAAUUUGUAAAUAAACGAUUGGACGUUUUGUAUCAUCAUAAAGAAGUUGGGCCAGUGAUUGGAGAUAUAGGAUGAGAUUUUCCUAUAUGUCUUAUGUACACUUGUGAAUAGUUUCGAUGCAAUAUGAGAUGGGAGAGACUCCUAUCGGCGACUGUGUGUAGCUUACCCUGACCUGCCUGGCUCCUGCCUAUAUUCCCUAGAAACAGAGCAUUGGCAGUGAUCAAGGCUAAAUUAGAGAUAAUUUACCGACGGUAACCAUCUGACCUCAACAUUACGGAAGGCGAUGCACUACAAACAUUGUAAUCAGACCAGACCGUGCUUUGAUUUUGUGGUUUGAUGAGACCUUGGUAAUAGAACAGGCAAGACGUGUUCCUUGAUAAACAUAUAUAGUAUGUCUAUGACCUCCCUCACAUCCAGUAUCUUGAUUAUCAAAAGUGAUGAGGACAAUAUUGUAAAUAAGUCGAAAAGUAAAUAAGUUAUACUUUUAUAUGAA